AUGGAGACCUUCGAUGGGACCCCUGAAGAGAAGAAUGCAGUACUUGGCCUCUUGACUGAGAUGGGCUACGCAGUUGAACAGGGAGCUGGGAUCCCCCAGCUGCAGAAAGAUGUACAAGAGCUGGGACAGGAAGCAUUCAUGGAGUCCAUUCCGAAAGACACUGCUUUCCGGACAAGGGCAAGCUUGAGCCGGUUCGUCAAGGCCUUGAUGCUGGGGGAAGCAGAUCCCCUCCCAGCAGGUCUCAUCGGUCCUCUUGACACAAGCGCAGAGAAAGACGAGAGGUUCCACAUUAUGCUGCACAAUAUCUUCAAGGCUGACGAAAAAGAACGCAAGUUGGCCAUCCGAGUCAUACAUCUCUCAAGAUUUGUGGACUACACGAUGCAGAGCAGGCAGCAUGCGAAGUUGGUCCUUCCGGAGGGCUCCUCUCUUCAGCUGAUCUGCGAAAUGUCUCAACAUGUCAGCUUUCAUCGAGUCUUCUCAGCGAAAGAUCUAUCGGUUAGCAAAGGUUCCGUGGUCUAUUUUCACAGUUGGACAUGGGGCAGCUCAGGCUAUGCGGCAUUUGCUGCCCGUUUGAGGCCUCCUCUUGCACCUGUACAGCCCACAGCCUGUGUCUACCACUUUUGUGGCCCAGACGCAGAUCCGGAGCAAGGUGUGCUCAAGGUCUGGCACGCGCACGCCGGAGAGGUCAAGUCUGAAAAUAACUUGACGAAGCUGGAAAGAUACCAGUCCAUGGCUGUUCUUCCGGUGGAGCGAGCGCAACUGCUCAUCGAGAGCAGUUUUCGGAAAUACCGCAACAAAGGCCAUGCAUACAUAGUCCCCGAGGACUGUUCGGAUCAGAAGCAGCUUCCCACUGCUCAGCACGCUGGGAGGCAUGUCUACAUUUCUCAGAUGGAGGAGCAGCUCUGUGCCGAUCCGGGGGCCUUGGUGAAUGAGCCUCAGAAGUUUGAUGCCAGUGCCGAUCUGGAAGCUGUUCAACAUGAAACUGCGGAUGGUGGGCGCAAUGGGUUUUGCAUCCGCCUGCACAAUGUUCCGGCAAAAAACCUGAAGUUUGGAAUGAAGGUGAAGGUCAAGUUGCCGGAUGAACGUCUGGCGUAUUUUCAGCUGGACAGCCAUUGCUGCGGUGUGCUCCGACUCCCGGAGGGCUCAUCGAUCGAGGUCGAGUCGCACUCUGAGGAGUUCCCUGAGUCGAGGUUCACCAGUAGUACCCUUUUGCCCGCUUUUUUUUGGGAGUCUCCGUAG
Molecule: messenger RNA, 1239 nt
Organism: Symbiodinium necroappetens
Lineage: Eukaryota; Dinophyceae; Suessiales; Symbiodiniaceae
Source: the annotation of a GenBank genome assembly